UAGAAACACCAAGGUAGCAACUACCUUCUCAUUUUGUAUGGAUUGGAUCUGGCCCAAUAACUUUGGACGAAAGUUUAAACAGCCCAGCAACAGAGUUCCGGGAAGCAGCCCAUUGGACAGCUUAUCAGCCUCGUAUGCACUGGGCCAGCUAAAUCGGUUUCCCCUAUUUGACAUUUCUUGGCCCCAAGAAGAGGGGAGUGCAGACGUUCAAAUAACAUGAACUUUCCGGAAGUCGAUGGACCACGACACUAAAUGCUG
Linum tenue is the source of this 258-nucleotide messenger RNA. The record is from the annotation of a GenBank genome assembly. Lineage: Eukaryota; Viridiplantae; Streptophyta; Magnoliopsida; Malpighiales; Linaceae.